AUGUUAAAUGCUGCACAUAUGCAUACUGAUAUCAAGAUCCACCAGUAUUUACUGAUUGUCAUUGUGUUGGUUGCAGUCACCGUUGCUAUCCCAAUUACUGCUGCCAUUUCCAUCUGCAUCCUUCGUUGCAUUGAUACCAGAAGUGUUGCACAUGCACAUCCAUUGGCUGCCGCUUCCAGCAAAUAUUAUCCUGAUCAGGCACAUCCAAUGCAUCCAUCUUAUCAGACCACCUAUUGGUCUGGUGUGUCUGUUGCUGUACGAGCAGAACAAGAUGUGCUUUGUAGAACUCUACCGGGCAGAGGCAGAAGGCCCCAACAUUGUGCAGAUGUUUUGGAUGAUGGACGUAGAAGUUCCGCCCUUGGAAUAAAAGUACAAACUGCUACUGAAGUCAUCUAUGAGGAAAUCCGAGGUGCAAGUGGUGGUAAAAGACAUGAAGAGAGAAACUGUAUGGCAUCUGCCUGUCACCCUGACAUGGAAUCUUCUUCUCACCUUGACAAAGAAGAUCCCUAUGCUGAAAGAUAUGCAAAUCAUUGUCAAAAUGUUUCUGUUAGUAACAAUACGGCAGAUAUGUUAAAUGCUUCACAUAUGCAUACUGAUAUCAAGAUCCACCAGUAUUUACUGAUCGUCAUUGUGUUGGUUGCAGUCACUGUUGCUAUCCCAAUUACUGCUGCCAUUUCCAUCUGCAUCCUUCGUUGCAUUGAUACCAGAAGUGUUGCACAUGCACAUCCAAUGGCUGCCGCAUCCAGCAAAUAUUAUCCUGAUCAGGCACAUCCAAUGCAUCCAUCUUACCAGACUACUUAUUGGUCUGGUGUGUCUGUUGCUGCUAAUGAGCAGAACAAGAUGUGCUUUGUAGAACUCUACCGGGCAGAGGCAGAAGGCCCCAACAUUGUGCAGAUGUUUUUGGAUGAUGGACGUAGAAGUUCAGCCCUUGGAAUAAAAGUACAAACUGCUACUGAAGUCAUCUAUGAGGAAAUCCGAGGUGCAAGUGGUGGUAAAAGACAUGAAGAGAGAAACUGUAUGGCAUCUGCCUGUCACCCUGACAUGGAAUCUUCUUCUCACCUUGACAAAGAAGAUCCCUAUGCUGAAAGAUAUGCAAAUCAUUGUCAAAAUGUUUCUGCUGGCAGUAGACUCACAUAUUCCUUGCUCACCAAAAAUGAAGAUUUCUUACCUUUCAAGAUCACCAGUGAUGGUUUGAUUUCUACAAUCAUGUCUCUUGACCAUGAGUUCAAAGACAUUUAUAAAUUCAAGGUUUUAGCAAAAGAUAAUGGAAGCCCUCCACUUGAUAAUACGGUCAAUGUGAUUGUGGAGAUUGAAGAUAAAAAUGAUAAUGCUCCAUAUUUUACAUUUCCCAGUGUUAAUCCUUACAAUCUGGAUGUGAAAUAUCAUCCCCAUCAUACAAAGAAUAUCACACUUCUCAAGGCUGCUGAUAGUGACAGUCAAGAAAAUGCAUUUCUCAAAUAUGAAAUAACUGAAGGCAAUGAUAAACAGUUGUUUGCCAUCAAUCAUUAUACUGGAUUGUUAUCUUUCAGUCGCUUACUUAGCCAUCAAGAUGCUGGCUCCUAUCAUCUGAAGUUUAUGGUCAAGGAUAGUGGUAGUCCAGUUUUGUCUGCAAAGACGUCGGUGUUUUUGACAUUGGCAGUUAGUAACAAUACGGCAGAUAUGUUAAAUGCUUCACAUAUGCAUACUGAUAUCAAGAUCCACCAGUAUUUACUGAUCGUCAUUGUGUUGGUUGCAGUCACUGUUGCUAUCCCAAUUACUGCUGCCAUUUCCAUCUGCAUCCUUCGUUGCAUUGAUACCAGAAGUGUUGCACAUGCACAUCCAUUGGCUGCCGCAUCCAGCAAAUAUUAUCCUGAUCAGGCACAUCCAAUGCAUCCGUCUUACCAGACUACUUAUUGGUCUGGUGUGUCUGUUGCUGUACGAGCAGAACAAGAUGUGCUUUGUAGAACUCUACCGGGCAGAGGCAGAAGGCCCCAACAUUGUGCAGAUGUUUUGGAUGAUGGACGUAGAAGUUCAGCCCUUGGAAUAAAAGUACAAACUGCUACUGAAGUCAUCUAUGAGUCGCCAUUUAGCCAUCAAGAUGCUGGCUCCUAUCAUCUGCAGUUUAUGGUCAAGGAUAGUGGUAGUCCUGUUUUGUCUGCAAAGACGUCAGUGUUUUUGACAUUGGCAGUUAGUAACAAUACAGCAGACAUGUUAAAUGCUGCACAUAUGCAUACUGAUAUCAAGAUCCACCAGUAUUUACUGAUUGUCAUUGUGUUGGUUGCAGUCACCGUUGCUAUCCCAAUUACUGCUGCCAUUUCCAUCUGCAUCCUUCGUUGCAUUGAUACCAGAAGUGUUGCACAUGCACAUCCAUUGGCUGCCGCUUCCAGCAAAUAUUAUCCUGAUCAGGCACAUCCAAUGCAUCCAUCUUACCAGACUACUUAUUGGUCUGGUGUGUCUGUUGCUGUACGAGCAGAACAAGAUGUGCUUUGUAGAACUCUACCGGGCAGAGGCAGAAGGCCCCAACAUUGUGCAGAUGUUUUGGAUGAUGGACGUAGAAGUUCAGCCCUUGGAAUAAAAGUACAAACUGCUACUGAAGUCAUCUAUGAGGAAAUCCGAGGUGCAACUGGUGGUAAGAGACAUGAAGACAGAAACUGUAUGGCACCUACUUGUCACCCUGACAUGGAAUCUUCUUCUCACCCUGACAAAGAAGAUCCUUAUGCUGAAAGAUAUGCAAAUCACUGUCAAAAUGUGUCUGUUUCUGAUACGUCAGAUUAUUAUGAACCACACUCAUCGCAGAGUAUCCAAGAGGAAUACACAGAUAUGAAGCCAUCACUACAGACGUUCAUGUCCCCUGGAGAUACAAGGACUGUACCAAGACGGCUUGUUAAUCCUUACAAUCUGGAUGUGAAAUAUCAUCCCCAUCAUACAAAGAAUAUCACGCUUCUCAAGGCUGCCGAUAGUGACAGUCAAGAGAAUGCAUUUCUCAAAUAUGAAAUAACUGCAGGCAACGAUAAACAGUUGUUUGCCAUCAAUCAUUAUACUGGAUUGUUAUCUUUCAGUCGCUUACUUAGCCAUCAAGAUGCUGGCUCCUAUCAUCUGCAGUUUAUGGUCAAGGAUAGUGGUAGUCCAGUUUUGGCUGCAAAGACGUCAGUGUUUUUGACAUUGGCAGUUAGUAACAAUAUGGCAGAUAUGUUAAAUGCUGCACAUAUGCAUACUGAUAUCAAGAUCCACCAGUAUUUACUGAUUGUCAUUGUGUUGGUUGCAGUCAACGUUGAUAUCCCAAUUACUGCUGCCAUUUCCAUCUGCAUCCUUCGUUGCAUUGAUACCAGAAGUGUUGCACAUGCACAUCCAUUGGCUGCCGCUUCCAGCAAAUAUUAUCCUGAUCAGGCACAUCCAAUGCAUCCAUCUUACCAGACUACUUAUUGGUCUGGUGUGUCUGUUGCUGUACGAGCAGAACAAGAUGUGCUUUGUAGAACUCUACCGGGCAGAGGCAGAAGGCCCCAACAUUGUGCAGAUGUUUUGGAUGAUGGACGUAGAAGUUCAGCCCUUGGAAUAAAAGUACAAACUGCUACUGAAGUCAUCUAUGAGGAAAUCCGAGGUGCAACAGGUGGUAAGAGACAUGAAGACAGAAACUGUAUGGCAUCUGCCUGUCACCCUGACAUGGGUUCUUCUCAGCCGGACAAAGAAGAUCCCUAUGCUGAAAGAUAUGCAAAUCAUUGUCAAAAUGUGCCGAUGUCUGAUACAUCAGAUUAUUAUGAACCACACUCAUUGCAGAGUAUUCAAGAAGAAUACACUGAUAUGAAGCCUUCACUACAAACAUUCAUAUCCCCUGGAGAUACAAGGACUGUACCAAGACGGCUUUUUCUUGGUAAUACAAAAUUGCAGAAUAGCCUGAAAAACAUUGCCACUAGGAAAAUUACUUUUUUAAAUAUUUAA
This is a messenger RNA of Acanthosepion pharaonis, 3915 nucleotides long. The record is from the annotation of a GenBank genome assembly. Lineage: Eukaryota; Metazoa; Mollusca; Cephalopoda; Sepiida; Sepiidae.